UUCAGAUUUUGAUGAUUUUCUUUUGAUCUUUUAAAAUUUCAGGCAUUUAUAUAUAACCUUCUACUUGAUAUUUUUUGUUUAAGACCUUAAUCUGGAGUUAUUAUGGCUUCCCGUAAAGUUGUUAAUACGAGUGUUAGAGAUUUAAUCAGCAGUUUACCCGAUGAAGUUCUUGGAAACAUCUUGUCGUUGGUUCCGACAAAACUUGCUGCUUCCACGUCGGUUCUGUCCAAAAGAUGGAAACAUUCGCUUUCUCUGGUAAACAUUCUUGAUUUCGAUGACUCAAUGCUUCUCUAUCCCAACAAAGUAACUGAUCUUCCUCGUAGCUGCUUCUUUGAUUUCGUCGACAAUACUCUUGCUCUCUUAGUGAAUUCCCAAGUCAAGAAAUUCACUCUAAAAUGUCGAUACAACCUAGACACAUCUCGUGUCGACCGUUGGAUUCACACUGUUUUAGAGCGAGGCUUCUUGGAACUACACUUGACAUCAGAUGAAGAUCACUGUAUAGAUUCUGAGUUCUUCACCAGCAACACACUGGUUAAGCUCACUCUUUCUCAUGGAUUCUAUCUUGAAGAAGGAGGUUGUCUUCCUAAUGGCUCUGUGUUUUUCCCAGCUCUCAAAACACUUACUCUCAUUGCAACUGGUUAUGGAGCUGAUUACAUGUUUGACUCGCUCAUCUCUGGUUGUCCUGUUCUUGAGGAACUAUUCUUACGUUAUGGUGAUGGACCCCACGGAAGUGACUGGAUAAUGGUUGUGUCGAGUCAAUCUAUCAAACGGCUGACCAUUUCUAGCGGUUAUUCUAAAGAGAAACUGGAUGAUUAUACCAGCGUUUUGUUUGAGACACCGAGCCUUUUGUUCCUUGACUAUUCUGGUUAUGUCCAGGAACAUUAUACUGUUGAUUUUAGUUCGCUUCUUGAAGCUAGACUGGAUCUUCGAUUAUGGGAAUCACCUAUAGAAUUUAAUUUUGAUUAUGAGAAUGAUGUUUAUGAUGAUGGUUUUGGUGAUGUUACCAUACUUGUUGCGGGGUUAAGCAAUGUCAAGACUCUUCACUUGUCUCCUCAUUCUCUUGAGGUGCUUUAUUCAUGUUGUAGUUCCAUUCCCCUAUUCAGCAACCUCACUGAUUUAUCAUUUGAGAGCGACGAGAAACAAGGCUGGCAAGUUCUGCCACUCUUAUUGAAGAAUUCUCCGAUUCUGGAAACUUUAGUCAUUAAGGGUCUUGCGCACAAGGUGACAGAUAAAUGUGGGGACGUGUGUGCUUGCAUCCUUCAGAAGAAGGAAGUAGGAGAAUGUUGUUUAUGGAGAUGCCAAGUGAAGGUGCUAGAAAUUACAGGGUAUGGAGGAAGUAGUAAAGAACUGAAACAAAUGGGGCAUUUUUUGGAGAAACUUAAACGUCUUGAAAUUGUUAAAGUUGGUGUUCAACAAGAGAACAACAAUCACGGUGAGUAUUUGAGAGUCACCAACGGUCUAAUGAAGCUUCCCAGAAUUUCAUCCAAAUGCUAAAUCCAAUUUUAUGUAGCUCACCUUUGACUUUAUGCAAUCAAUUCAA
Messenger RNA from Brassica oleracea var. oleracea, 1540 nucleotides. Its product is annotated as F-box/LRR-repeat protein At2g29930-like. Gene Ontology annotation, molecular function: protein binding. The record is from RefSeq and is a predicted model, not a curated record. NCBI's taxonomy places the organism in Eukaryota, Viridiplantae, Streptophyta, Magnoliopsida, Brassicales, Brassicaceae. The transcript has 3 exons. Bases 103 to 1494 code for a protein of 463 amino acids.